This is a messenger RNA of Grosmannia clavigera kw1407, 978 nucleotides long. RefSeq lists its product as uncharacterized. The transcript has a single exon. The record is from RefSeq and is a predicted model, not a curated record. Lineage: Eukaryota; Fungi; Ascomycota; Sordariomycetes; Ophiostomatales; Ophiostomataceae. Bases 1 to 978 code for a protein of 325 amino acids.
AUGCAGACGUUGCCCAAUGUCGGGACUCCCAAGCGAAAGCGGGACGAGCGCUUCACCGAGUAUCAGGGCAACGGCAACGGCAACAACAGCAGCAGCAACAUUGCCAUUUUCUUCCCUCGGCCCAUCAGCAUGCCCACCACGCCCUCUGCCGAAACACUGCAGCUGGACACCAGGUCCAUACACGAGCUACCGUCACCAUAUGCCGAGCCAUUGUCCAGCAUGCUAGCAAGGGAUGGAAGCAGCAGUCCCCGCAGCCGUGUUGCUCACCGCUUCCGCAAUCUAGCCAUUGGCGGAAGCAGCGGUGACGAGAAGGAGCCCUCAGCCUCAGCAGCCGACAGCUCGCCCACGAAGCGCAAGCGGAUCCGGCUGCUAGGAGAGGAGCCAGGAUGGGGAGGGCUUGGUGGCAGUGGCGACAACGACUCGUCCAGGAGUCCUGGGCGCCGAGCCCGGCCAUUCUCGCCCUCUCCAUCUCCGUCGCGCCUAGUCGUCGACGCCCUUCGAGCCUCGCUCACGUGGCAGGAAGAUGAGAUCACCGUGUACGAUCCGGACGAUGCUGAUGACGACGGCACCGGUGUCAACGGCAUCGGCUUCCGGCCGACCCCAGCCAUUGCCCGUGCCCGUGCCGUAAAGCGCCGCCAGCAGCUGGCCGACUACCGCAAACGCGAGGAGCGCGAAGCACGUGCCCGUCGCAGUCUGCUGCGCCGCUCCCGAGCAGCUGCGGCAGAGGAAGAAGCCGUGCGCGUGACCGAGGCAUUAGCCCUCGCUGCAGCGACAGCAGACGCCAGUGCUGCACCAACAUCACAACCGCAAUCGCUACCACUACCACGACCAAUCGCUGCACACGAUGCGGCCACGCCACCAUCACCGACCUCCAUCCCAACCGCCCCGACAUCAUCCAGACGUGUGCGGUUCCUAGACCCCGGGCCCACGGCCAUCCACUUCCUGGAGCCGGAGCCAACUGCCGUCCUGAGCUCCUGA